Molecule: messenger RNA, 648 nt
Organism: Phyllostomus discolor (pale spear-nosed bat)
Lineage: Eukaryota; Metazoa; Chordata; Mammalia; Chiroptera; Phyllostomidae
Product: C-C motif chemokine 8-like
Exons: 3
Coding region: 72-371 (99 amino acids)
Biological process (GO): cellular response to tumor necrosis factor; monocyte chemotaxis; G protein-coupled receptor signaling pathway
Cellular component (GO): extracellular region
Molecular function (GO): chemokine activity; CCR chemokine receptor binding
Source: RefSeq, a predicted model, not a curated record
GGAGCAGAGGCGCCUGAGCCGACCCAGAAACCUCCAGCUCCACGCCGAAGCGCACAUCCGAACCCUCCGGCAUGAAGGCGUCCGCAGCCCUGCUGUGCCUGCUGCUUGCAGCCGCCGCCCUCAGCACCCUGGUGCUCUCCCAGCCAGAUUCCGUUUCCAGCCCGGUCACUUGCUGCUUCCAUAUGUGCAGUAAGAAGAUCCCCAUCCAGAAUCUGAGGAACUACACCAGAGUCACCAACACCCAGUGCCCCCACGAAGCUGUGAUCUUCCUGAGCAAAAAGAACAAGGAAAUCUGUGCUGACCCCAAAGAGAAGUGGGUCCAGGAUUCCGUGAAGUACCUGGACAGCAAGUCCCAAGCUCGGAAGCCUUGAGCCCUCACACCUGCGUGGAGAGACCGCCAGCACCCUGGACAAUCUUAUUUAUUUUCCCCUCAACCUUCCCCAGUGCAGAGAGCUAUUAUUUUAUGCGAAUGUACAAAAGGACUGCUUUGGUGAAUCACUUAAAGCACAACCUUUCCUGAAUGAUAUUUAAUUAUAUUUAAGUUAUUGAUGUCUUGACUUUCUCUGCCACACAUCCUAACACAUGCACAGUCUGGCGACGUGUUUUCUGUGCUGCGAGCUCCGCCGAGUUCAUGACGACGCACCUGUC